Molecule: messenger RNA, 978 nt
Organism: Rasamsonia emersonii CBS 393.64
Lineage: Eukaryota; Fungi; Ascomycota; Eurotiomycetes; Eurotiales; Trichocomaceae
Exons: 4
Coding region: 1-978 (325 amino acids)
Source: RefSeq, a predicted model, not a curated record
AUGCGUUUCUCCGUCUUCAUAUUCUCCUCCCUUCUUUCCAUAACCGCAGCCGUCGCCCAAUCCACGACGUUACCGGCUUCGGCAGAUGUCUUCUUCUGGCCCGUCGCAUCUCCUCAACCGUCACUCCUUGCCCAGGUAGCAUACGAUCCCUCAACACUUGAGACAAGCGUCCUGUCAUACAAUCCUCCCGAGGAUGCAAACCGGACUCCUGUCGGGGGCGACGGUGGAGCAGAAAACCUCAUCCGCAUCGGUUUUUUCGUUCCCACCCCCUCCAACUCGAAGCAAUGGGUCGGCAGUCUGAUAUCACGGUCUUCGCUGGCCGGAGAGGUGAUCACAGAUGAUCAAAGCCGCCCGAAACUCCUGCUUCAUCUCAGUCCCGCCAAUGAGCUCUACCACGUCUCAUUCACGUUGCCCUCGAACCACUCUUCCUCAAUGUUGGAUGUCGAUCUGGUCCACGCCGAUGCUGGCCCGCGUCCUCACCUGAAUAAACCCGUGGUUCUUGGUCCGGAUGGAAAGGAUAAGGAGGAAGUCGCCGAGAAGACAUUUUUCCAGAAGUACUGGUGGGUGUUUCUUAUUGUCACAUUUCUUGCUCUUUCUGGGGGAGGAGAAGAGCAAAGCGUGUCAAAUAUGUGUACUCUGUUCCCUAGAUGGUCUUUGAGAAUUUGUGGCAUGAAAUUGUCACAGGGUGCGGUCCAAAAUUCCCAAUUCGCAGGCAAAAUACCGCUUCCAUGUGGAGAAAGGAACUCUAUCGAAGUGCUCCUCCAUUUGCUCUGUUAUUCAGUACUUAAUGUUUCAUCUGGGUCACUCAUGCUCAGUAAGGUCUUUUUCGGAAACGCCUGGUCAGAUGGCAUUGGAUAUCGAGACGCCUUUGGAUUGCCUGGGUCACUGCCUGAGUCGUCUAAAGGAACUGACAGAGAAAGUACUCUGGAAUGCCACUUGAUUGGUUCGUAUUUCACUCCUGAAACAUGUACUUGCUAG